GAGAAAAAAUGCGGACGCCAUUUUGCGUCGGACGUGUCGUGUUUUUGUGUCGAUUCGAUAUGCUAAAUGUCCGACAGCCGGACAAUUAUUAGACCUUAGUGUUUCGUUAAAAAAUUUUGUACAUUUUCAUAUAUUAUUGCACGUCUUUGACAACCGUUGUGUUUACUUUUUAUAGUUUUUUUUUUAUACUCAUUUGAUUUUAUAUUUUUAUAUAUACAAUAUAAUAUAGAACACUACAAGAUGAGAGGCAAAUCUGAUUUAGAAGAGGACGAACAAGGAAAAUUGUUUGUGGGUGGACUCAGCUGGGAAACUCAACAAGAAAGUCUUCAAAGAUAUUUUAAUCGAUACGGUGAGGUGAUUGAUUGUGUUGUUAUGAAAAAUAGUGAAAGUGGACGGUCAAGAGGUUUUGGUUUUGUCACAUUUGCUGAUCCAAAUAAUGUAAAUGUAGUGCUACAAAAUGGACCGCAUGUUUUGGAUGGCCGCACUAUCGACCCAAAACCAUGUAAUCCUAGAACUUUGCAAAAACCAAAAAGAAGUUCAAGCUAUCCUAAGGUCUUUUUGGGUGGUUUGCCCUCUAAUGUUACUGAAACUGAUUUAAGGACUUUUUUUUCACGGUAUGGAAAAGUUAUGGAGGUUGUAAUCAUGUAUGAUCAAGAAAAGAAAAAAUCAAGAGGGUUUGGAUUUUUGUCGUUUGAAGAUGAUGAUGCUGUUGAUAGAUGUGUAGCCGAGCAUUUUGUCAACCUUAGUGGCAAACAGGUUGAAAUUAAAAAAGCUGAACCAAGAGAUUCUAAUAAGAUGAAUGAUGUUGGAGCCAAUCAGUGGGGCAUGAAUCAAAAUAAUCAUUUAGCAAUGGGUGGAAUGGGCAUGGGUGGCCCAGGUGGACAAAUGGGAGGUCCCAUGGGUGGAAUGGGGCCUAUGGGUCCAGGAAAUAUGAUGCAAGGCUAUCAGGGAGGAUGGAGUUCUACUCCUCAAUCUCAGUACCCUGGUUAUGGCACUCCAUCAGGUCCUGGUGGAUUUCAGGGUUGGGGAGCUCCACCUGGACCGCAAGGUCAAGGAAUGGCUCCUCCAACUUGGGGUUCAAACUAUGCUCCACCUCAACAACCUGGAUACGGUUCAUAUGCACCUCAAGCACCUCCACAGUCAAGUUACGGAAAUAACUGGAAUUGGAAUAUACCCCAGAAUGGACCUGCGGCAGCUACUGGACCUCCUGGACAAACUGGGCCAGGACCUCAAAAUGAUAUGUAUUCUCGUUCUGCUGGAGCAGCACCAGCCACUGGACCUACUCCGCCUGGAACUGCCCCACAAAAAGCUGGUGAUUAUGCUGGUUAUGGAAAUUACACUGGCUAUCAACAGGAUUCGACCAGCUAUGGUGCAGGCCAAACUUAUAGAGGGGCGGACGGCACAGCCGCUGGCCUCGGGUCUGGCGGUGGGUAUGUGGCCCCAGUAGUGACGCCAGUCGUUUCCGCCGGAGUACCGGCGGCGACGUACAAUAACGCCCCAGGACCAACCAGAGCGAAUAAUUAUAAUUCAAACCAAGCACAACCAUACCAUCCUUACAGGCGCAACUGAACGUAUUAUUAUUUGACUGGAUCAUCACUGGUGACAUAUGUUCACUUAUGCUCCUCGAACUAUUUCUAAUCAUUCUUAUUCUUAUUAAUAAUAAACUACUAUUAUAAGCUAUAAAAUACACAUUGUGAUUGUGUUUAUUUAUAAGAAAGAAGCUGAUUACUACAUUAAAUCAACAUUUAAGUAUUUUUACUUACAUGUUGGUUAUAAUGUAAUAAUAUUAUAAAUAGAGAAUGCCUUGUCAUUUUAAUUUUUUUUUUUUUAAUGAAUUUUAUCGUGAUUAUGUCCAAACAUACUGUAUAUAAAUUUGAUUUUUUUUGUUAAAACCUAUUAAUAGGUUACUUUGGUCAAGAACUCAAUAUAAAAUAUUAAAGUUGCUUAAUAGUAACCCUAAUAAA
This is a messenger RNA of Metopolophium dirhodum (rose-grain aphid), 1964 nucleotides long. RefSeq names its product heterogeneous nuclear ribonucleoprotein 27C-like. Lineage: Eukaryota; Metazoa; Arthropoda; Insecta; Hemiptera; Aphididae. The record is from RefSeq and is a predicted model, not a curated record. Gene Ontology annotation, molecular function: RNA binding.